AAAAAUACAAUAUAAAUAAGGCAUAGUGCAAACUUAUUAUCUCUCUGUUAGGUCACACUCUGGGAUUGACACUUUUUGUCUGCCAUGAUGGUGACGCGCAGGAGAUCCUGCUCCUACAGUUUGUUGACCCAGGACGUCGUAAUCAAACCGACAUUACGUGCCUGCCGUUACUGAGGUAUUGGCGCCAUCUGGUGCUCGUCGCCGCCGCCAUGUUGAACCGAGCAGCCCCUCCCUCCUCCUCCUCCUCCUGCUGCAUGAACACACUAAUAACAUGUUUCCAUGUUAACGAUCCGAGCCUGUGACACCGAGCCCAGAACGAGCUGAAACUACGAACCUUUAUUUAAAACACCAUAUUAUAACCGGGUGGUGAACGUCAUGUUCAGUUGUCUCUCUGAGGCAUCAUGGCAGCUCACUGAAGCCUGGCUAAUGGAGGUCGUGUGAGACUGGAAGGGGAGGAGAAUAUCUCACAGGGAGGAGAGGAGUGACGGCUGCAGCUCAGCGACGAGGAACAGACAGACGACGAUAGAAAACGAAAAGCUGAAGGAAACCACCGUGGAUCCGUCUGUUCUCUGAGUAUCACUUCUCUCACCUCCGCUGUCACUUCUGUCUGGAGCCCAGCGGCCACACAGUAAAAGUUCCCCUCCUCCCCUCUGAUUCAUGUCAGGCUCCUCCUCCCGCUCCUGUUUUCCUUCCCUUCGUCUCUCCUCCAGUUUGCCACAGAGACCCUGGGAGUGGACUGGGAAGUGUGACCUCCUUUCACUGCGUGAACAGAACCAGCGCCUCGCCAUGUCCGCCCCUGGUUAUCCGAACCAGGCUCCCUACCCCAUGGCUCAGCCCGGCGGCUCCGUUGCUCCUUAUCCAACCGCUCCAGGCGGGUAUGGAGACCCCAGUCAAGCCCCCCCACCAGGCUUCAACAUGGGCUACAAUCAAGGCCCACCUCCUGUCAUGUAUCAGCCUGGUCCGAUGGGCCCAGGACCAGUUCCAGGACCAGAGUAUGGUGGCCAUCCUGGAGGGAUCUCCCCGGCUCCGGCCAUGGCUCCGGCCAUGGCUCCGGCUGCGGCUGCAGUUGCUGUUGGGGUACCCCCAGGACUCGAGUACCUCACACAGAUUGACCAGAUCCUGAUCCACCAAAAAGUUGAACUCCUAGAAGCAUUCAUCGGUUUCGAGACCAACAACCAGUACGAGAUAAAGAACAGUCUGGGCCAAAAAAUCUACAAGGCUAAAGAGAAGAACGACUGCUGCACCAGGAACUGCUGCGGCUCGCUGCGCAGCUUCGACAUGAAGAUCAAGGACAACAUGGACAGGGAGGUGAUCCGUCUCAUACGGCCUCUUCGCUGCGUCUCCUGCUGGUGUCCCUGCUGCCUGCAAGAGAUGGAAGUCCAGGCACCGCCCGGCACCACAGUGGGCUACGUCAAACAGGACUGGCACCCUUUCCUGCCACGGUUUUCCAUCCAGGGAGAAAACAAGGAGACUGUGAUGAAACUGGAGGGGCCCUGCUUCGCCUGCAACUGCUGUGGGGACGUCAACUUCGAGCUCAAGGCCAAAGACAGUGACAAGUCCAUUGGCCGCAUCAGCAAGCAGUGGAGCGGCCUGCUGAAGGAAGUCUUCACUGAUACCGACAACUUUGGCAUCCAGUUCCCUCUGGACCUGGACGUGAAGAUGAAAGCUGUGCUCAUGGGAGCCUGCUUCCUCAUUGAUUUCAUGUUCUUUGAGAAAGUUGGGGAAGCCAACCAGCGCAGCACCGUGUUCUCAUAACGGCGAGGAACACAUCAGCAUGAGAGCCAGAACUUUCUCCACGUAUGCCUUUUCUCUGCUCAUGUAAUCUGAUUUUCUAUUUCUUUUUUUUUACAUCCACCCGUCAUCAGAUUCCAGCCAACAUGGUGCCAUCCUUUUAUACACACAGACCAAAGUGAACUCUUUCACCACGGAUUGUUUUUCAAAUCUAUACAAACCCUGUGAGUGACACCAGCUGCCAUGUUCCUUACACUCCAUACAGUCUGUAGAUGUUUAUCUACUUUUUAGUGAGCGAGCAAACCAUCAGCUGAUCCUGCCAAAGAAAGUCAACCUUGCCCUCAAUGUCGUUUUAAACCCCAAUACACAGAAAUAUGAAUGAAUAUAAACAUGUAUGUUUGAAUGUGCUUUAUACUACUCUGGAAUUAACAUUUCAUAUUCAUGCCGUAUGUUUACCUAUUAUCAUUACACGCAUAAGUCAUGUUUUGAAGAAAUAGAUCUAGUUUUAGUGCAAUACUUAGUUGGAUGUAGAGGCUGUAUUCAUUGCUUUGUUGGUUUGUCAAGCAGCAUUUCCUCUUGGGCCACCACUUCCCUGAAUGGUAAAGAUAGUGACAGCUCAUUGAUUGUUCUUCAACAUUUAGUCUCCCUGAUUCCUGAUUUAAUAUUUCUAAAGAUUUAAAUGUGCAACAUGUACAAUUACUGUUGAAAACAUUAAAAAAACGGAAUAGAUAAGAUAAAUGGAAUGAGAAGAAAUAGGUUUUGACAUUGUUUUGCAUUGCAAAGAUAUCUGCUUAAGAUAGCAUGCUAACCAGCUAGCCACAGCUGUCCUAGUUCAAAGCUCAUGUGCUAGCAUUGCGAACACUGGUACUUUCCCAGUGCUCCAAGCUCCCAGCCCAGACCACUAGCUGCACAGCUAAUUAAGCUAACUAGCAAAUGGAAGCUACAGUUGGCAGCAGUUACUCUGGUGAUUUGCUGCAUGUACCUCAAAGGACUGCUGUGCCUUCAGCAUGGCUGCUUACAUUCAGUCUUAUAAACUAAAACUAAAGCGUGAAACGUGAACAUUAGCCACAGUCAACAGGCGGUCAUUACAAGGGGAAGUGGUGGUUGUGUUAGCAAGAGAAGCAUGAAGAUGUUCAGCUGAAGUUGUGAACACAGGAGUUGACACAUGCUGACAUUAUUUACCAAAGUGCUCUUUCUCUACCUCUCAGCUGCCUUUCUCCUCUGUGUCUGUGUCUUAAGUGUACAUAAUCUAACAAAGCUGUAGCACAGGCUGCAGUGCAGACGCUCUCAUGCUCCCCUGUGGCUCUGUGGUUACCAUGGAGGACGAUGGCGCUGCCAAACCUCGCCCUCCGAUUUCUCCAGAUACCACUGAACAUGUGCCAGUGUGAUGAUACGGUAGAGAGAGAAUGUAGGGGGAGAAGUCUGAAUAGAAAUAUAGUAGAAGAAGAAAAGCAGAAGUUGAGGUUAAUGAAUCCUCAGUCUGACCUCUGAGUGAUUGAGUCCAUCAGCGACGGGUUUAAGGAAACAGAUUAACUAUCUGUAUCUGUGAAUAUGAUCUGUUAUCAGCUCUGUGCUUUCGAAUGACAAAAUGUCAGGUUAAUGUUUGUGGAUGCAAAUCUGUUCUGUAUUAUUCAUUCUGGUUUUGAUCGUUCUUGUGACAUAACACAUGGGUGUUGCCACUAGUUUACCCUGAUCCAGACUGCAGCUCUCUUUUAUGGUCACUAACUGUGUCUUGUUGCAUAUACACUAAAUACUACUAACCCUAACGUUAAAGGAAAGAAAGUAAUCCAAAAGAUGUACAGAACAUUUUAACACAGUUAUUUGUUCAGUGUGUUUCAUGUUAAUUUGCAAGGUUUUCAAACAUAUUAUGUUCAGUAUGUUAUAUAUAACUCUUGUAUCUUGUGAUUGUGAAUGACAUUUUUUUACAGAAUCAAAAUAAAUACCCUGUAGUUGUUCAGAAAUAAAACAACUGUCAUACAAAGCCGUUUGUUGAA
Molecule: messenger RNA, 3725 nt
Organism: Acanthopagrus latus (yellowfin seabream)
Lineage: Eukaryota; Metazoa; Chordata; Actinopteri; Spariformes; Sparidae
Gene: plscr3b
Product: phospholipid scramblase 3b
Exons: 9
Coding region: 658-1755 (365 amino acids)
Biological process (GO): plasma membrane phospholipid scrambling
Cellular component (GO): plasma membrane
Molecular function (GO): phospholipid scramblase activity
Source: RefSeq, a predicted model, not a curated record